CAUUCCCCCCUCACCGCCUCGUCCUCUUACGUCCCCGUACGUCCGCCCACCACCCGGAUCUCCCCUCACCUGAGCCCCCGGGUCCGGUGACGCCCCCACCGUCGCCUACAACAACAGCGCCAGCCCGCUUCUCCCCCACCGGCCAGCCUGGAUCCCCCUACAGAUCUCGCAGUGCCCCGGAUCGAUGCAGGCAUUUGUAUUGCUCGAGUACUUUGUACGUCUUCUUCGCCUCACUCGGACGCGUGCAUGUGCCCCCGGCGCACGGUGCACUUUCCCCCGAACCAUCUAUUCCGAAAUUGCGCCCGAUGCCAUUUGCACCCUCGUAUCCGCUCCUUUAAUUGUUUAGCACCUCAAAUAUUCGUGCUCCCAGCGAUUGGUCCCCAGCCUAGACAGCUGGCCAGAACGGUGCGGGCUAAAAUCGCUGUAUCUGAUGUUCGUCUAGGACCCAUCUACCGGCUAUCCACCUCGUGGAGCACCUUUCUCGCGAGGCAACAAGGAUGCGGGGUGGUAGAGGCUCAAUCGACAGAUCGCUCCUUCUGCGAAGUGGUCCCCGAACGGCAUGCCCUCCUGCGAGAUCAACUCUGAUAGGCAGGCGUGUGCCCAGAAGCAGCCGGCGCUGGAGGAAAAUUCGCCAUUGGCCUCAAAGGGGAAUGGUUGCUGGCGCUGUUCACGUUGUUCGUAUGCGGUCCGCUCGACGGUACGACAGCAAAGCCCCCGCUGGCAGGCACUUACGGCGAUGGUGUAAAGGGCUGACGCACAAUCAGCGCUCGCUCAGACGACGGCGCUAUCACAUGCGAUUCCGCUGGUCCGAGGAUACACCAAGGGAACGGAGACACUGUUAUUGGCGAAGUUCAACACCGGGCGACCAGAAUGGCGCUCAGAGGCCACCAGUCAGGAAAAUUGAACGUCGUUUGCUGAUGAACAACGCAUCGUGUUUGAUGAUUCUGGGUAUUCAGUGUGCACUUUUGUCCCCUCGCGCCAUGACUAGCGCCGUGGCCGCAAGGUCGGACCCGGACACAAUUGUUGAGUCGAGGUAUGUAGCUGCCUGCUCAAGCUCAAGACGCGGUGUCAGUCCGAUAGUUAGGCUCCGUGCAAUCCACGUCGGCGUGCUCGCUGUAUUGGACAUGCACUGGUAUUCGUGGCGAGGAACGAUCUGACAGACUGCAUUGAACAUCGCCCGAGAGGCAUUGUUCCGCGAGGGAACGGAGGGAAUUGCCUC
Molecule: messenger RNA, 1219 nt
Organism: Rhodofomes roseus
Lineage: Eukaryota; Fungi; Basidiomycota; Agaricomycetes; Polyporales; Fomitopsidaceae
Exons: 2
Coding region: 498-1157 (219 amino acids)
Source: RefSeq, a predicted model, not a curated record